Endocarpon pusillum Z07020 is the source of this 582-nucleotide messenger RNA. RefSeq lists its product as uncharacterized. The transcript has a single exon. The coding region runs from base 1 to 582 and encodes 193 amino acids. The record is from RefSeq and is a predicted model, not a curated record. NCBI's taxonomy places the organism in Eukaryota, Fungi, Ascomycota, Eurotiomycetes, Verrucariales, Verrucariaceae.
AUGCGCACAUCCAGAGUCUCCAAGGAUACGACUAAAAUAUUCAAUGCACUUUCGCCCAACCGUGUUCGACGCUCUACCCGGCAGGCAGCAAGGACAAUCUCGACGUUCACUCUGGGCCAUGCUGGCAGCAUCAAUAUCAAGUCAGAGGAUACACAAGAGAGCUCCUCAUUGGAGUCUGCGCCCGAAACCAAUUUCAGCACCGAUAUCGAAGACAGCCUGACCGCUCCGAGAUGUUCACACAAGCGAAAGAGAGGCAGCGAUUCUCCUGCAACCACGAUUGCCUCAACCGCGACCGGCCCAACCACCUCGAGGACACGGAUCUCUCCUCGCAAACGACUCAAACCAGACACCAGCCAGCCCAACAACGAUGAUGCCGCCACCGCCACCACCUCGUCCCCAAGCAGCUCCCGAGCAAAAGCGCUCCCGAAAACUCGCGCCCGCAAAACCACCCUCCCAGACGGCAGCGAGCAGAUCCAACCCCCCUCCAACUGGUCGACCGUCUACGACAUGAUCAAAGCGCAACGCCAAUCCAACCCCACCGCCCCGGUCGACACCAUGGGCUGCGAAGCUACCACAUCCUGA